AGUGAGCGGGAGCAUUGUUUUCCACGAUACACGUGUUACUGAACCCUAUAUCAAAGUGAAGUUUGAUCUUGUUUUUGCGUUGUUUUGUCAGUUAUGCCGCCGUUCUUAUACUUGCACCUUAUAUUGUCGAUUAUUGUGGGAAUCAUUCUCGCUCAAGAUGUCAUCUUCGACCCCCCUGAAACAGAAGGAUCCAUAGGGAGUUCCUGCACCACAAAGACUGGAGGGCGGGGCCACUGUAAGGAAUUUCUGAAAUGUCCAGGAAUUCGAGACACUUUCAGAACCAACCCUCCAGCCAUUUGUGGGUUCAACGGGAUUUCCCCGAUCGUCUGCUGUCCCGACGCAGUGACAACACCUGGAGGAUCCGAUCCAUCUCCAUCACCCGUCCUUGACAUUUCUCCUCCAAGUUCAUAUUCAAACUUUGCAUGUGGUCGAAGUGCAGUCAAAGUUACUUCCGAUAGAUUCAAGAGGGCCAAGGUGUUCGACAUUCCCGGUCUCCGGCGGCCCGAAAAUAAACCAGCAGUCGUAGGAGGAUUUGAAUCGCGAAGAAACGCAUGGCCUUGGAUGGCACUCUUAGGGAUUAAAGAAGCAGAUGGAUUCAACUGGUUCUGUGGAGGCGUUCUCAUCAACGACCAAUGGGUUCUCACCGCAGCUCACUGCCUGGACACUAAAUUACCCUCGACAGUUAGACUCGGGGAACACAACUACGCAACUACAAGCGACGAUUCCAACGAAGAGGACUUUGAAAUUUCGGAAACGAUCCGACACCCGAAUUACUCAUUCCCAGUCGCCUACCAUGACCUCGCUCUGUUGCAGCUCAAGACGAAGGUCAUUUUAAAGACAUAUAUAGCUCCUCUGUGCUUACCUUGGGGAGACGAAAGCCUGAAGGAUCUGACUGGAAAGACCGUGAAGCUAACUGGAUGGGGAGACACGGAAUUCGCCGGAAAGCCGAGUCCAGCCCUGCAGGAGGUAGACGUCACCGUGUUUCCGAUUUCCACUUGUCAGGAUGCUUACUCGACCCUGAGGCAGUCCAGAAUCCACUGGCCCAGAGGCAUCGGGCAGGAGACGGUUUGCGCUGGGCACGAGGAAGGAGGCCGAGACGCUUGUCAGGGUGACUCCGGCGGACCGCUAUCUUACAGGGGAGACGGCGGGAAAUACUUCCUCAGUGGAAUCGUGUCUACGGGAUACGGUUGCGGCAACAAGGACUUCCCCGGCAUCUACGCCAACGUCCUUCACGCUCCCCAUCUGGCAUGGAUUAAAAAAGUCGCUUUCUAAGGAAGAAGGAGCAGAGAAAAGAUUACGCCGUUGAUGGAUUGGCAGAUUGCGAGAAUGUGUUUGCUUUAUGACUGGUUCUGUUCACAGAGCAGGGAAUAAUGUUCCCUCUUCAAGUCCCUUACUUCUUGCAGCUAAACUCUGGUAUCUUCUCACCCAAAGCAGUCUUCAAUAUAAACCAUAUUGAGCGGCCCUGUUCUAUCCAUACUGAUAUAAGGGGAUUUGAAGCACCUCACUUUUCUCUUAACAAUGGUGUAGAAUAAACAGCCUGACACCAUGAA
Macrobrachium nipponense is the source of this 1550-nucleotide messenger RNA. RefSeq names its product trypsin-like. Gene Ontology annotation, biological process: proteolysis. NCBI's taxonomy places the organism in Eukaryota, Metazoa, Arthropoda, Malacostraca, Decapoda, Palaemonidae. The transcript is spliced from 9 exons. Bases 94 to 1272 code for a protein of 392 amino acids. The record is from RefSeq and is a predicted model, not a curated record. Gene Ontology annotation, molecular function: serine-type endopeptidase activity.